Molecule: messenger RNA, 1681 nt
Organism: Annulohypoxylon maeteangense
Lineage: Eukaryota; Fungi; Ascomycota; Sordariomycetes; Xylariales; Hypoxylaceae
Product: carbohydrate esterase family 15 protein
Exons: 1
Coding region: 394-1584 (396 amino acids)
Source: RefSeq, a predicted model, not a curated record
ACCAUAAUUAAGUCUUGCCACGCGCAACAGGGAAGCUUAAACGCGCCACUACUUUCGAGCCGCCCAGAGCAGGUGUGUCCAAAGUCCUUUUAUUACCCUCGACCUCGAAGCUUGGCUGGAGCUGUCUGAAGCUGGGUUUGAGGGCGGACCCCUCUAUCAACUUGGAAAUGGGGAGAUUCCAAGCGACCCCAGUUCAGGCAACAAAAAUCAGCCGGAAAUUGACGAGGUUAUAGUAGGAAACGAGUAUCGUCUAUUCCGUAACCACCUAGCCCUGUCCAAGCGACAUAUAAGGAUUGCAUCCAUACCCCUCACCCCCCUUUUACUAACCAUCGAAGCAUACCACUUUUUAGAAACCUUCUCCUUCACCUAUUGCUGAUCUUACUGCGUCCGAAAAUGAUGCGCCACCUGACUUCCGCCCUCUUACUGGGCUCCACGGCCUAUGCGUUACCGUUCGCCGAACUUUACCAGCGCCAGAACACCACUGACUGCUCGCUCAAGGACACCUACCCAGCUGUGAACUAUGCCAAGCUUCCAGAUCCAUUCACCUUCGAGGACGGAAAGAAGGUCGCGAGCAAGGCCGACUGGGACUGCCGCCAGCAAGAGAUCAGCAAGCUUCUUCAACAGUACGAGUUAGGCGCCUACCCUCCGCCCCCCGACAAAGUGGAGGCAUCGCUGUCGGGUACCACUCUAGCAGUCAAGGUCACUGUCGGCUCAAAGUCCGUUACGAUCAACGCUUCGAUCCGCAAGCCUAGCACUAGCCCGGGACCUGCUAUCGUCACCAUUGGAGGCUCUUCGCUUCCGAUUCCGGGUACGGUGGGAACGGUCGGCUUCAACAACGACCAGUUCGCCUCGCAGGCUUCCGGGAGCUCCCGAGGCCAGGGCGCGUUCUACACCCUCUUCGGCAACACCCACUCCGCCGGCGCCCUAACCGCGUGGGCCUGGGGUGUCGACCGUGUUAUCGACGGUCUCGAGCAGGUCGGCGCCGAGGCGUCCGGCAUCGACCCCAAGAGGCUCGGAACUACCGGAUGCUCUCGUAAUGGAAAGGGCGCUUUCGUCGUCGGCGCCCUCGCUAACCGAAUCGCGCUCACCCUCCCCCAGGAGUCCGGGUCUGGUGGUGCUGCCUGCUGGCGUAUUUCCGACGACGAGCACAGCAAGGGUAAGAACAUCCAAACCGCCGGCGAGAUCGUCGGAGAGAACGUGUGGUUCAGCAAGAACCUCGACGCCUACACGUCUAAGACCAGCACCAUGCCCGAGGACCAUCACAUGUUGGCUGCUCUCGUCGCACCACGUGGUCUACUAUCGUUCGAGAAUGACAUCGACUGGCUGGGCCCCGUCAGCACGACUGGCUGCAUGAAGGCUGGACGUCUCAUCUACAAGGGCCUCGGCGUACCUACCAACAUGGGCUUCUCCCUCGUCGGAGGCCACGGUCACUGUCAAUUCCCAUCUUCGCAGCAGUCCGAGCUCACCGCCUACAUCAAUUACUUCCUCCUCGCUGGCACGACGGCGCCUCCCGAGGUCGAGAAGAGCAGCGCAAGCGUAACUAUCGCCGACUGGGCUCCUUGGGAGAUCCCAAGUCUCGCUUAAGCGGAGGAAAUAUAAGGAAUUGGGAAACUGCGAAGAAUGCUCCUGUAUAUAGAUGUAUUCUACACUGCUCAAUAUCAAGUCUGGUAGUUGAAGGGGA